AUGGAUCUGGACCUUCUAAGCUGGGCUGGAAAGUGCCACCGCUCCCGCUUCGCAGUGUUAUCCGCAAGGCAACGUGAAGACGUCCUGAAACGAAAACGUUCAGAAGCGGCGUUAGAGCAAGUCAGGGGUGAAGGGGGCAAGUUUGCUGCUCCUCCGCCAAAGAGGAAGCUUGCUUCAAGACCAGCCACAGUCAGGAUAAGCCGGGAAGCUGAACUCGUUCAGGAAAGAUACGACGCUUACAUUGCAGCAACUCAAGCUCAAUUUGCUUCCCUCAAAGCCGAACACACCGAGCAGCUGCAAAGGUUGCAAAGAAGGAUUGCACAGCAGCACAAACAGUUGCUGACGAUCCGCCUUGAGCACAAGCGUCAGCUGAAGCGGCAAGAGACAACCAGACCUGGGGUAGCUAGAGGAAGGAAGAAGAUACAGGGUGGUAAUAGUAAACCUACUCUGAUCAAACUAGCUAAGGCAGUAGAAAACUUGCUAUCUUUCCUUUUCUCUACCGCUAAAACCCGUCAAUCUGCUCUCUACCAACACUACCUCCGCAAUCCGCAGGAUUACCGCCUCAUCCUAGACGAGGCUGUAAACAAUCAGGAGGUCUUUCAAAGGAGUUGCAGCUUGCACCCAGACUGGUUACGUCCGCACCAGCAGGCAGUUGUGAAAGCAAUAGAGGACGCUUGGACAUUGGAUCUGUGCUUAGCCAUCCAGAUCCACUGCAAAGUCGGACACUCUGAGAAGUGGCAAUACUUGAUAAACCUCCUGAGCAAAACCUACAAUUCUCAGCUCAAGCAGUGGGUUCCUCGGGAGAUUUUAGGGAAAGGUAGCAAGGUGUUCUUACCGCUGCUCAAGUCCAAGAAUAGGGUAAACAGCCACAGGGAGGAGCUGCACGCCAUCAUUCCCUUGAUCCAGAACAAGGACGGCACCGCAUGCUGGGCUAACCUGCUGCAGCUGAUUGAGGAGGCUGUGCGGCUGGACAGAGCCAAGGGGUACCUGCAGAGCAGAGUGCACCUGAUCAGAGACCGGCUGUGGAUCCAUUGGGGCGGGGACGCUGCGGGGUGGGUGCGGGGAAUGUCCCACAGCAUAUGGGGCUUCAAGCUCCUAGGCAACCAGCGAGUUGUCACCCACUCCCCAAAAGACAUGCGGGUGGCGUUAACCUUUGAGGGGAAAGAUAAGUACUCCACUUACAAGGAGUACCUCGAGCCCUUUCAAGAGAACAUGAAAACCCUGACGGAAGUGGGGAUCAAGAUAGAAACCACAGAGUACGAGGUGGAGCAAACCUGCGGGGCUGACUACGUUCUCAUGGCGGAGCUGCUGGGUCACUACGGGGCGUCUGGCGCCAAGGGGUGCUGUCUCUGUGAGCAGGUCAAAGAGAAUUACGGAAAGACCUACUUGAAGGACGGCAGGCGGGUCCCCCUCCCAGCAACCCCCCGAACGACGGAGAGCAUGGCGAUGGCCGCUCACCGACCUUGGACCACCGGACCAGGUGUGCAGUGCCAGUACUGCCACGAACCCUUCCCCGAUCAAAACGCAGUAGAUCAGUCCCCCGCACCCCAGACCAAGGCGGAAAUCACCAAGUUCCAGCAGACCCACGCAGGCAUCAGAUUCGGCACCCCCCCCCUCUUCAAGCUCCCAAUCACUGCCUAUGCCAUCUGUAUCCUGCACCUCCUGCUCCGCCUUAUGGCAAUCACCUUUCUGCGCACUAUCGUCGACAACCUCAACACCCCCGAGAAGACAGAUGCUGUCAACGCUCUCAUCAAAGCACUCCACCUCGGGUGCAAGAAGGUGGAGCAGAGGAAGGCGAGCGGGGACACGAGGAAAGACACGGAGAACAUCAACUUUAUAGGCCGGGAAGCAAGGGUGCUUCUGCACCCGACUGCCUACAAUGCUUUCCUGGACAUCGCCAUCACCGACGACGACAAGCGAGCAGACGCCAGAGCAAUCUGGGAUAACCUGGCAGCCGCCUACAGCGAGUUGCUGCAGCCCCUCAACAACCCAGCAGACAAGGUGGAGCGCACCGCAAAGAGCGUGGUUGUCCAAGACAAGCUCGUGGCUUACGUUGAGAGCUUCUCGGCACACGUGGGGGCAGGGAGAGCCACCCUCUACAUGCACCUCGCAAUGGACCACGUACCUGACAUGGUACGGCGCUUCCCCAUCGACAUCUCCGACCUCUCACAGCAGUUUGUCGAGCACAAGCUGAAACAAGGCAAAACGGACAUGCAGUUAUUCACUAACAAGAGGUUAGUGGAUGAGCGGCAGCAAAAGGGGCGAAACCUCCAGGUUAUGGCGAAGGGCAGAGAGCGCCUGGCCUUGGAGCAGUCUGUGAGCAUGCCGGCAACAAGGAACGAGCGGCGGUACCUCGGGGAUGGGAGCAAGGCAGCAGAGCAGACAAUUGAGCGGGCGCAGCGGAGGGGCCAGCUUGAGAGCAGAAGCAAAGCCCAGUUGGAAACCAAGCUCAAAAAGCUGGGGCCGGACAUCACACGGGUUUUCCUCGGGUACAAAGAGAUCAUGGGGAACCUCACCAGCUCGACAUCACUGUCGGAAGGCGAGGGGGGCAGCGCCAGCGCUCGCUUGAUGGUGGAGUCGGACAGCCUCACCCCAGUUCCAGACGUGGGGGGGGCUGCAGAGGGGGGGGGUGUGGAGGCUGGAGCGGCUGCAGGUGCGGACGGGCCUGCCUCGAGGGAGACGGCUGCUACGAGGGAGACGGCUGCAGCAGGCCGGGGCCGGGGGGCUGCACCAGCGGGGCGGGGGACUUGUGACGGUUGGACAGGGUUUACACGUCUGCCUGUCUACUUCACAUGUCAACGAAAUCCUGUCGAGAACGAGGUUAGGCUUAACCAGUCGUAA
Molecule: messenger RNA, 2841 nt
Organism: Klebsormidium nitens
Lineage: Eukaryota; Viridiplantae; Streptophyta; Klebsormidiophyceae; Klebsormidiales; Klebsormidiaceae
Source: the annotation of a GenBank genome assembly